Boeremia exigua is the source of this 1859-nucleotide messenger RNA. RefSeq names its product Cupredoxin. Lineage: Eukaryota; Fungi; Ascomycota; Dothideomycetes; Pleosporales; Didymellaceae. The transcript is spliced from 3 exons. The record is from RefSeq and is a predicted model, not a curated record. Gene Ontology annotation, molecular function: oxidoreductase activity; copper ion binding. The coding region runs from base 103 to 1830 and encodes 575 amino acids.
UACUACUUCUACUCUCCAGCCAAGUCUAAGGACACUCACUCUUUGGUCAAGUCCUUCGCUACAUCCAUUCGUUCCGACCACACUUGUGGUCUCACAACAACCAUGUUGUUCAGCUCAUUGGCCUACUGGCUAUCCGUCGGCUCGCUCGCUGUGGCCAGUGCUAUUCCAGCUUCCUUGAUUGAGAGGCAGGAUGGUGCUUGCACAAACACACCGCGAACACGCCAAUGUUGGAGUGCUGGAUACAGCAUCGCCACAGACUUUGACGCGAAAGCUCCUCCGGCUGGUACCACAGUCACUUACAAUCUUGAAAUCACAAAUGUGACAAGACCGCACUUGGAUGGCACUGCCGGGACCAGGAUGUUCCAAUUGAUCAACGGCCAGUAUCCUGGUCCAACUAUCCGAGCAAAGUGGGGCGACACAAUUGUGGUCAAUGUUAAGAACAGCAUGCGCGACAAUGGAACGGGAAUCCACUGGCAUGGCAUCCGUCAACUCAACAGCUGUCAGCACGACGGCGUACCUGGGAUUACAGAAUGCCCUAUCGCCCCUGGCAAGACCCGCCAGUACAGAUUCAAGGCAACCCAGUUCGGCACGACCUGGUACCACUCUCACUGGUCAGCCCAGUACGGUGACGGUGUGCUUGGAACUAUGAUCAUCGAUGGACCUGCCUCGGUCAACUACGACGAGGACUUGGGUGUGCUGCCAAUCACAGACUACUACCACACCGAGGCGUUCACAGUGAAUGAAAUUGCACAGCAUUCACAAAGAGGUCCCCCUCUCCCCGACAACAUCCUCGUCAACGGCACGCACAUCAGUGCAACCGGCGGCGGCAAGUAUGCCAAGAUGACCGUCACCAAGGGCAAGAAGUACCGCAUCAGGAUCAUCAACACGUCCGUCGACAGCACAUUUAGUGUGUCCCUUGAUGGCCACCCCUUCACCGUCAUGACCGCCGACUUCGUCCCCAUCAAGCCCUACACCGCCGACCAACUCACCCUCGCCAUCGGCCAGCGCUACGACGUCAUGAUCGAAGCCAACCAAACCGCCGCCACCAACUACUGGUUCCGCGUCGGCUACGGCACCGCCUGCGGCAACAACAACAUCCUGACCUCGGGCAUCCAGCUCGGCGCCAUCCUCUCCUACACUGGCGCGCCCGACUCCAACCCCACCACCACGGGCGUCGCGCUGCGCACCGCCUGCGUCGACGAAGACCGCUUCAAACUGGUCCCCUUCGUGCCGAACACGGUCCCCGCCUCCGCCAUCGGCACGGCGGGCAAGAUUGACCUAAAGCUGCAAGCCGGCAACGUAGUGCGCUGGCUCCUGGACGGCUCGCCCAUGAUCGUCGACUGGAACAACCCAACCCUCGAGACGACGCUGGCGGGCUCCAACGCCUUCUACCCCAACGCCAACAUCCGCGAGCUGACCACCAGCAACUGGUACAUCUGGUACAUCGAGUCCACGGACGUGUUCCAGCUGCCGCACCCGAUCCACCUGCACGGCCACGACUUCUACGUCAUCGGCGAGGGCGCGGGCCAGUGGGACGGGUCCGCCAGCAGUCUCAAUCUGAAUAAUCCGCUGCGCCGCGACACGGCCACGAUGCCGGUGGGCGGGCACCUUGUUCUCGCGUUCCCGGCGGACAAUCCGGGCGCGUGGGUGAUGCAUUGCCAUAUCGCGUGGCACGCGAGCCAGGGCCUCGCGCUGCAGUUUCUGGAGCGCAAGGGCGAGAUCCAGAGCGUGAUUGGGAGUACGGCGGAUUUCAAGACGGGGUGUGAUGAGUGGGAUGGGUACUGGUUCCCGGGGAAUCACCCGUACAACAUGACGGACUCGGGUAUCUAAUAGGCGGUCUGGACUGGAAGGGUUUGGGG